CUGCUUCAUAACUUCUUCCAACUGUGCUGAGAGUUGCACUCCAGCCAAUGUGACCGGCACGUCUCCGGUGUGGAACUACAGGAGCUUGGGGAUUACGCAGCCGAACCCUUGCAAAUUCCUCGUGGGACAGAGGAAUUUGAAGGCUUCUGAUGAUUGUAUCAUUCCUUUACCUGGAGGGAAAUCCGAGAUGUGAACGUUUCACCCGGACACAUCAAUGUUCGGCUUGUGCAAUAACUCUGGUGACCUAGGAGGAGUUUCUGCCCUAGGAAGAUGAGAUUGUUGUAUGCCAAGAUACUUACGCUAGCAGCCCUCUUGGCGCAGUCUGAAGCCUUGGCUCCGCAUGAAGCGUGUGGGACGGCGGAGGUGGCUGACAUCUUGUUCCUGGUGGGUGAGUCCUGGAGCGUGGGGGAAGGGAACUUCCGGCUGAUCAAAGACUUCAUCUACAGUGUGGUCCUCUCCUUUGAGAACGUGGUAAUGGGCAGAGAGGGUGUUCGGCUGGGAGUGGCGCUCUACGCAGAGAAGCCAAGGAUGAGUAUCGAGUUGACGGAUUACGUCACCAUUGAGGAGGUGCUGGUGGCCGUCAGGGAGCUCUCGUUCCAAGGGGGCAGUGUAAAAACAGGGGAUGCCCUGGCGUUUGUGGCCCAUGUGGUCUUCAGUCCGGCAGCAGCAAGAGGAGAUGCAGCAAAGAUCGUUGUUUUAAUCACAGAUGGGAAAUCUGCCGAUUCUGUUGAAGAUGCGGCUGUGGCGCUACAGGACAGAGGCGUGACCGUGUUUGCUGUGGGAAUUAAGAAUGCCGACAGGAACGAGCUGAGGAAACUAGCUUCCACGCCCGCCGAGGAGCAUGUGCUUUACACUGAAGAUUUCCACUUGCUGGGGAACGUGUCCCCUAAGCUCUCUCGAAGGCUCUGUGUCACGGCCUCCGAGCCUCCGCGCCCCACCAGGCCGGCUAUGAACAUGGAGAAGAUCGUUGGUCCCCGGGAUUUACUUGUCAGCGAACAAAGUUACAGCUCUUUGAGGCUGACCUGGACUCCUGCCACAGGGAAAGUGACGGAAUACCACCUCCUCCUGAAUUCAGUUUCCACUACCGGGCAGCUUAUUUCUGAAGACCAGCGGCAGAUUGUUUUGGAUGGCAACAAAAGCACCGUGCUGGUGUCAGACCUGAAGCCCGACACGAACUAUUCCUUCACGGUCCUGGCGGUCUACGCGGACGCCCGCCGGGAGUCAAUGGCCGUCAAAGGGAAGACAACGCCCGUACCUCCAGUGACCAAUUUCCGGGUCAUAGAAGAAGGACUCUCCAGCCUCAAGGUAGCCUGGACUCCUCCCCUGGGGAAGCUUGAAGGCUACAAGAUCUACAUGCCCAGAUCAAACAGACCCGGGAUGACCUAUGAGCAGAUUCUGGGCGGCGACGUCACCUCUCACGUGCUUGGCAACUUGCAGGAGGAUAACGAAUAUACUGUCAGUAUCUAUGCUGUGUACCGCCAGGGCCCGAGCCAACCGGUGUCCACUACGGGGAGAACAUUGAAGCUCCUGCCAGUGAAAAGCAUCUUGCUCCAGAAUGAGACGACUGACACCAUCCAGGCCAGGUGGACCUCAGUUAGGGGAGCAUCAGGAUACAGGCUCACCUGGGUGUCGGCAGAGGGCAGUGUUGAGACCGUGAACCUGGACGACGCUUGUACUGACUACAUGAUCCCGGGGCUGCAGCCUGGGCUGGAAUACACCGUCACCGUCAACCCCAUCUUUGGGGACAUGGAGGGGCCGGUGGUGAGCAGCAAGGCAACCACUCUGGCAUCGAGCGCUGUGCAGACCCUGAAAGUGUCCGACGUAACAAUCAACUCUGCCCUGCUCUCCUGGAAUUCAGUGGCUGGGGCCACUGGGUACAGAGUGGCUUGGGGCCCUACUCCGGAAUUCUUCCACAAAGACCGACCGCGGCAGCUGGCUCUGAACAGCUCCACCACAGCCUACCAGCUCCGAAACCUGGCCCACGACAGCGAGUAUGUGAUUUCCCUCUAUGUGCUCUUUGGCUCGGCAGAGGGGCCUGGGAUCACCACUUCAGCCAGGACGUCGCCGCUUGGCUACGUGUCCAAUUUCAAGGUAACUUCCUACACGAGCACAUCCAUCUCCCUUGCAUGGAGUGCCACAGCUGCAGCCACCGGAUACCGAAUCUCCUGGAGCCCAGAGGGAGCGGGCAGAGGAAGAGGAGUUGCCAAGAGCCAGUACCUGGGCAGCAAGGGGCUUGCUUAUCACAUUGAGCAUUUGCUGCCUAAUACCCACUAUACACUUGGUGUUCGCGCUAUGUUCAACAAGUCCGAGGGACCAGAAGUGACUCUCACUCACCGUACUGCCUCGCUCGCAGACUCUACCCCCAUCCAGACCGUUCGGGAUUUGCGGAUCGUCGACAUUGGAGUAAACAGCUUGAAGGUCUCCUGGAAAAGGACCCCGGGCGUAACGCACUAUAAGAUAUCCUGGGUCCCGUUCAGCGGUGGCUUGGAAACCUCACAGAUCGUUCCAGCAGAGAUCAUAUUUUUCACAAUUACUAAGCUGCAGGAGAGCACUACGUACACCAUCCGUGUGUCUUCAAUGAUCCGGGAACGGGAGGGAAGCCCAGUGCUUCUGACUGCCAAAACACUGGGUUUGCCCAAAGUGACUCAGUUUGCAGUUCAGGAGAGCACGGAAAGCAGCGUUUUGUUGAGCUGGACGGGUGUUCCGGGGGCAUCGGCAUAUUUAUUAACAUGGCGCCUGGCAUCAGAGUCUGACCUUUCCACUGAACUGUUGGGAGCAGCUUCUAGAUCGUAUCGAGUUACAGACCUGAAGCCAAGAGGGAUGUACUCAUUUUCAAUAAGGCCACUCUUCGGACAGACGGAGGGGCCAGAGGCGGUGCUUACUGAGCAGACUGUGGCAUCUCGAGGGAAUCCUUCCACUCCUGCUCCUACCAUUACUUCUUUACCGCCUGCCACUACGAGGCCCCGGUCCGUGGGCUCUAGCCAUGCAAGGGCCACUCCUCUUCCAUCAGCCACCACCAUGACAUUACGAAUGACCCCAGCAACCACAGUUGUGACAACUAAAGCGUCGCCACCAUUGACCACCCUCUCUGGGCCAAUCUGUGGCAAGUUCAAAGCGGACAUCGCGUUCCUGGUGGACGAGUCUUCAAGCAUUGGCCAGAGCAAUUUCAAUAAAGUGAAGGACUUCCUCUUCCGGAUCGUCUCCUAUUUCCCCAGAAUUGGGCCUGAGGGAACACAGGUUGCUGUAGCUCAGUUCAGCGAAGAGCCCAGGACUGAAUUCCACUUUAACCAGCACAAGGAUCGGAAUGGAGUUCUCAAAGCCCUCAAGGAGCUGCGGUACACUGGAGGCAAUACAAAGACAGGUCGUGGCUUAGGCUAUGCGCUAAAGGAGUUAUUUCAGUCCUCCAAAGGGAUGAGACCAACUGUGCCUCGCACGCUGGUGCUAGUGACUGAUGGACAGUCCCAGGACGACGUGUUGCCACCAGCCAGAGUGGUGCAUGCAUUAGGAAUCCGUGUCAUCGCCGUGGGGGUCUCCAGAGCUGACCCCCAAGAACUGAACAGCAUCUUGUUACACCGCAACCUGCAGAAUGUUUUCUACAUCAGCACCUUUGAGGACUUCCCCCACAUCAUCCAGGAGGUGAUAGAAACCAUUUGCUCUGACUCGCCGCAUUCGGGAGCCCAACCGCAGCCCGGGGAGGUUGCUAGACAGGAUAUGAGCAAACUGCAGCAGGUUGGUGGCCUGGAGAACAACUCAUCAAUCCAUGAUCCAGCUUCUGUUGAUGCAGAAAUCCAAAGACCAGAGGGGCCAUGCAAUCCCAGGUGCUCAAAGGCUCUUAAAGGAGAGAAGGGCGAGAGAGGCCCACCUGGAGAAUUGAGCUUCACCGGUUUGCAGACUGGAGGCAGUUACGAUCCAUACAGCUUUGCUGUGAAGGGAGAGAAGGGAGAGAGGGGGCUCCCUGGGAAAGAUGGAAUUCCCGGACUGCCAGGUCGACCUGGGCGAGUGGGCCCCCCUGGCUCCCCUGGGCUGAUGGGGCUCCCUGGUAUCCAAGGCGAUCUCGGACCUCCUGGAUAUCCAGGGCCAACGGGGCCGAAAGGAGACAGAGGGGAACCGGGCUACGUGCUGGGAGGGGUGGAAGUGAUCCCUGGCCGAAACGGACAACCAGGCUCUCCUGGACAGAAAGGGCAGCCGGGAGUUCCUGGAGCAGCAGGACCGCCAGGGCCACAGGGACCGCCUGGGAUGUCUGUGAAGGGCGAGCCUGGAGACGCAGGUCGUAGAGGGCCUCGAGGGAAAAGCGGCGCCAAGGGCGACAAAGGAGAUGCGGGAGAGACCGGGAAAGCCGGUUUGCCUGGCCCCCUCGGGCUGGAUGGUGCUCCUGGAAUUCCCGGGCCAAGGGGAGAAAAGGGGGAAGCAGGGAUCGGCAUUCCAGGCACACCUGGCUUUAAGGGAGCAGAAGGAGGAAAGGGGGAAAUGGGACCACCCGGAGCACAAGGACAAAAGGGUGAACCAGGAUUGCCUGGAGAAGAAGGACUGACUGGCCCAAAGGGUAAAAAAGGCCAAGCAGGUGUCAAAGGGGAGAAGGGGGAGCCUGGAGAAAUGGGGCCGAAGGGACUUCAAGGAAUUGCUGGUCUUCCAGGAAUGGUGGGGCAGAAAGGAGACCAAGGAAGUCAGGGCUUUCCAGGUGCUCCGGCCAUGGGGGUUGUUGGACCUCCAGGCAAGAAGGGUGCCAGAGGGGAUAUUGGACCUGUCGGCCCCACAGGACCACAGGGAAACAAAGGAAAACAAGGAGAUAAAGGAGAGAAGGGAAGUCCAGGUUUUGGCAUUCCAGGGCAACCGGGAUUGAAGGGGGACAUGGGCGAAAGGGGGAAUGUAGGUUUAUCCGGCAAACCUGGCCCAAAGGGGGAAAUGGGUCCGAGGGGAGAGAAAGGUGAACCAGGAAUACCUGGGAAACCAGGAGGGACCGGACUAAGAGGUAAAGAUGGACAACCGGGGCAGAAAGGGAACGUGGGGACCAAGGGAGAAGCAGGUGCCCCAGGGGAGCCAGGAGAGAGAGGAAUCCAGGGACCUUUCGGGCUUCCGGGACGUCAUGGAGAACAGGGGAUCAAAGGCGAGAUGGGAGAACCGGGAAAGGAUGGAGUCGCCGGAGAGAAGGGAGACAAGGGUGAAGCUGGGAAGCCUGGGCCUCCUGGGUCACCUGGAAGCAUCGUGUCAUCUCUGGAGAACAGCAUCACCAACAAAGGCGAUAAGGGAGAUCCAGGGGAAACAGGCCUGAAAGGAGAGAGAGGCCCUCCAGGUCCCAGGGGGCCGGAUGGUCUCCCAGGGCCUGCAGGUGGGACUCUGCUGGAUAACAUGUCAGAAAAGGGGACAAAAGGGGAAAAGGGAGAUCCAGGUCCACCUGGCAAAGGAGUGGAGAUCAAGGAUCUGGAGAGACUUUUUGAAGCCUAUGGGAUCAAGCUGGCGCUACUGAAGGAACUGACCGAUCUGCUCCUGAGGGAUGGGCUUGAAGCGCUGAUCCAGCGGCGAACCAGCUCCAGGAAAGGCAAGCCCGCCAAGAAAAAGGAGGGAUCUACGCAAGCUACGGACUAUGCUGUUUCGUUGAAGUAUGAUUUUUCUAGCGACCCUCUUACCAGUAUAGAAGUCACUGAAGAAGACCUGAGUAUUGAUGUCGGGCAUCAGCUUACAGUUCCAGCAGCUGUAGGACAAUCUACUAAGGAUGUAACAGGUCAGAAGAAACCUCUGGUUGAUGGGACAACAGCCAUCAGUCCUGGUGACUACACCGAGAUGGAAGUAAUGGUAAACCAGAUGCGCUCAUGUCAGAGACAGCCGGAGGCUGAGAAACGGGAAGGCCAUCCUAGAGCUCUGAAUGCAACUUGGCUACAAACUAGCCAAGAAGAGCCCACUGCAGGGCGACAACAUACUGCUGAAAAUACCUCUCUUGAGUGCCAAGAGGUGGAUGGGUCGGUAAUAAGGAAGAAGGAAGAGGUAACAUUGAAAAUCCCCUUGCACGCUUAG
Molecule: messenger RNA, 6009 nt
Organism: Chrysemys picta bellii (western painted turtle)
Lineage: Eukaryota; Metazoa; Chordata; Testudines; Emydidae
Source: RefSeq, a predicted model, not a curated record